GUGCCAGCCACCCGCUGUGUCACAUUUUGGCAAGAUGUGUCUGUUGGUGAGAGACUGUUUUUGAGAAUUACGCAGCGAUCGCAGAGUCUUGUUUUCCCUUUCAAAAGGAGGGUCAUUUUCACACUCCCUCCACACGCACUAAAGGCCAACCCCUCGCUCAGUCAGCGACGCUCAGUCAGCGACGCCGAGCAUUCCACCACCUUUCCGGUCACUCCCUAACCCACGCCAGCCAGCCAGCAGCUCGUUCUGCACAUGAGAAGGCUGAGACAAUGGCAACGCACAACACCACCCAGCGUCUCCUCCGGGAAUUGAAGGACUACACCAACAACCCCAAUGAGGCACUCCUGCAUCUCGGGCCCAUCGAAGAGGAUGAUCUCCUCCACUGGGAAGCCGUCCUGAAGGGUGUAAAGGGCACUCCAUACGAAGGCGGCCUUUGGUCCCUCCACAUUACCAUCCCCCCGUCCUACCCGCUCACCCCGCCCACCAUCCGCUUCACCACCCGCAUCAGCCACCCUAACAUCUCCUUCACCACCGGCGAGAUCUGCCUCACCCUCCUGACGACCGAGCACUGGAGCCCCGUCUACACCCUCUCCUCAACCCUCACCGCCAUCCACCAGCUGCUGACGGAUCCGCGCCCGGAAUCGCCGCUCAACGUUGACGUCGCCGCCCUGCUCCGCGACGGCGAUAUCCCCGCGUGGGAGAGUGUGGUGCGGUUCUGGACGGAGGAGGAGCGGUGGGUGCCGAAGUAGACAGUAUACCGUGGACUGAGGGGGUUUUUGGGGUAUAUACUCGUUGGAUAGGAGAGGGGCUUGGUUGAAUGAUCGCACCAAGCAAGAAGAGAGAUUCUGCGCGCUCAUGACUGAUCGAAUCGUGUCCGUUCUGGGUGGGUGGACAUGAAGAGAUAGGAGUGCGCGGACUAUCACUAUGUCCAUGCCUAUAUGCAUUUAUACUCUCGUCAUCGGGUAGGUCUGUACAUAGGAAGCUAGGUAGCGAGCUGGCUAGCCUACCCAUCCCAUGCAAGGUGACAGCACGCAAGGGGAGCAAGCCAUGUUAUUACGUUCAAAAUACCCAUUUUCACAAUGCACUACAAUCGACCAUUUUUGGUACCUCC
Molecule: messenger RNA, 1111 nt
Organism: Aspergillus uvarum CBS 121591
Lineage: Eukaryota; Fungi; Ascomycota; Eurotiomycetes; Eurotiales; Aspergillaceae
Gene: pex4
Product: putative ubiquitin conjugating enzyme (UbcJ)
Exons: 2
Coding region: 270-749 (159 amino acids)
Source: RefSeq, a predicted model, not a curated record